Messenger RNA from Pimephales promelas (fathead minnow), 2625 nucleotides. RefSeq names its product solute carrier family 25 member 18 (gene slc25a18). Gene Ontology annotation, biological process: L-glutamate transmembrane transport; aspartate transmembrane transport; malate-aspartate shuttle. Gene Ontology annotation, molecular function: L-glutamate transmembrane transporter activity; L-aspartate transmembrane transporter activity. Lineage: Eukaryota; Metazoa; Chordata; Actinopteri; Cypriniformes; Leuciscidae. The record is from RefSeq and is a predicted model, not a curated record.
UAGGCAUGGAGAGACAAUGCUUGUGUUUGUGCAAAGGCCCCUGAGUGGCGGCUCUGUCGGAUCUCUUGCGCCUGACUACGGCUGAUACACACAUAGUCAGCGAGCUGAGUGGGAAGUGGACGACUUUAUCUGACCGGUCAAUGCAUUGACAGAGCCAGUUCCAAGGUGAUUUAUUUUUAGAAAAGAGUGGCUGUUCUCCCCAAAAGGAAGGGUGUGAAGAUUGGCACACCAUUCUAGGAGGCUGGCCCGGGUGGGCCGUGGAAGGUUUGUGCUGACACUUUUGCCGCAGAGAGAGAAGAAUUGGAGGAAACAGUUAAAGCGUGGCCACCAUGGCCGAGAAAGUGAGCCUCCCUGCUAAGCUGAUUAAUGGGGGCGUGGCUGGACUGGUGGGCGUGACCUGCGUGUUUCCCAUUGAUCUCGCCAAGACCCGCUUACAAAAUCAGCAGGGUGCUCGUGUUUAUAGUGGAAUGCUGGACUGUUUGGCAAAGACGAUCAAAAUGGAGGGCUACUUUGGCAUGUAUCGAGGUGCAGCUGUGAAUCUUACACUCGUCACUCCAGAGAAAGCCAUCAAACUGGCUGCCAAUGAUGUCUUUAGACAGAAGCUCUCCAAAGAUGGAAAAUUACCACUGUGGGGGGAAAUCCUUGCUGGCUGUGGGGCCGGGACCUGUCAGGUGGUAGUCACCACCCCCAUGGAAAUGCUAAAAAUACAACUGCAGGAUGCUGGCAGGUUGGCUGCUCAGCGGACUGUCACUGCCUCUGCCCCUGCUCCGACUCCCUCGCUUGUGGCCUCUCAGACGGCCCAGCCAGGCACCAACGCCCCUCCUCGAGCCUCAGCGACUCGCAUCACCCUGGAGCUACUCAAGACCCGAGGCCUCAGGGGUCUUUAUAAGGGUGCAGGUGCUACACUGAUGAGGGACGUUCCGUUCUCCAUGAUCUACUUCCCGCUGUUCGCCAACCUCAACGUUGUGGGCCGCACUGAGGAUCGCCAUAGCAACCCCCAGGAUCGGGCCCCCUUCCUGCAGUCUUUCGUGGCUGGUUGCACGGCCGGCUCGGUGGCGGCGGUAGCUGUCACUCCUCUGGACGUUAUAAAGACCCGCCUACAGACCUUACAGAAGGGAGAGGGAGAAGACUCCUAUAAAGGCAUCAUUGAUUGCACACAACGCAUUUUAAAACGAGAGGGACCAAGCGCGUUUCUCAAGGGAGCAACGUGUCGUGCUUUGGUCAUCGCUCCGCUCUUUGGCAUCGCUCAGGGCGUGUACUUCCUGGGCCUCGGCGAGCACCUGCUGGGCCUGCUGGGAUAGCAGCAGGUGAUGUCACCUUAAUCAUCAUACACACAUUACUGUUUCUACACGGGCCACGAGAUGACGAUGAGAGAUGAAGGAAGUUGUGACAGUGAACAAAAGAAGGUUCCAGACUUUAUUUACGAAAAGGUAAUGAUGGAGAGAAAUUCAUGUACCCAACCAAAGGAAGUUCAGACCCUUUGGAAGAACAGAGGAGGGUUGUGUAAUGCUAACAUAAAAGCCUGUAUUGCACACUAACCAAGUAUGCUACCUAAAACUGCAAACAGGGUUCUUUAGGUAAGACAGGGUCCUGGAAGGGUGAUUAUUUUUAUGUCUUAAAGCCCAGUUACAAUCAGUAUUAAACCAACAUGUUUCAGGAUUGAUCGAUCUGUUGUAAACAGGUUCGAUGUGUAUUUAGAUUGAAGGGAGACUUUAAUUAAAGUUUAAAUGGAUUGAGAACUACCAAAUUGUCCUAAUUCCCACCCCUUUAAACAGCAAAAAACUCAAAAACAGUUUGCAGGGUCUGUUGACCUAAUUUAAUUCUUGUCUCUCAAUAAAUCUGAAGAGACUGCUGGGAUUGUCUUCCUGUUACAUGUUCCUCUGUGAGACAGAAUUCCUAUAGGCUAUAAUGUUGGCAUGAUAUUUUUUAAAUUAUUUUGUUGAGUGCGCAUUAAAUUAAAAAGCCUUAUUCUUGCCACUCAAGUUUUUCACUAAAAAAAAAUAACAAAACGUAAUAUAAAUUACCAGUGGAUUUUAAAGUGUUAUAUAUAUAUAUUUCGCCUUGAGUAAGAAAGAAUACAGUGAAACGUAUAGAGAAAUGAGGUCUUGAGUAGUUUAAUUUUUCAAGAUAUUUCAAUUUAAAAUACAGUAUUAUAACAAUAACAAGCAUUUUAUAGAUGCCUUGGAAGGCAAAACCUGAUUUUUUAGAAAGAAAGAAAAAACAGUCUUCAUAUUCAUGUUAUACUGAAUAAUUUUGAUAAGCAACAAGCAAUCUGUACAUUUUAAAUAUGCAAGACUGAUAUAGGCUAUGUGUCUCUGCUUAUUCAGUUUAUUCAUCAGCCUUUGUAUUUUAAAGUCUUUUUGAAAACAUGGUCUGGAGUCAUUUGAUUAUGUAAAACAUGCACCACAACCGAUGCUAAUUUGCAUUUGAUAUGUCUGAUUUCCACAAGGCGACAGCGUGUUUUUAAUAUUUGAGGUAUUUUUCUGUAACCCUCUGUCAGAUGUACGACUUGAUUUCUUUCCUGAACGGUGGGUAAAGUGUAACCAACAAGCGAUGCUUUGUUUAUAUUGUAAUGGGCACAGAAAUGCUUCAGAACAUAAAUAAAAUAUAUUUGAUUUAUUUAUC